Molecule: messenger RNA, 1798 nt
Organism: Suillus bovinus
Lineage: Eukaryota; Fungi; Basidiomycota; Agaricomycetes; Boletales; Suillaceae
Exons: 1
Coding region: 323-1690 (455 amino acids)
Source: RefSeq, a predicted model, not a curated record
AGAUGAACAAGUAUAUUAUAUACACUACCAGUGUCUAGUAACUGCCAGUGAUUGAUUAGGGCGGGAUGAUCUAUGUAAGAGUUUGGUUGAUACACAGAUGAUUGUGCUUGGCAGGUACCUCAAGUACGAGUAGUUGCCGAAUAUUUGUGUGCUGUGUGGGUAGUAUAAUUGGUUGUAGCUGUAGAUUGCUGUGCAUUUCUACUUAUGCGAUUCGUCAUUUGAAGAAGUCUCGGCCUUUAAGUGAAAAAUUCCCACCAGGUCCCUCGUUCGGUUACAGGAAAUGGAGUCCUUGAGUUGUUUUACAACUGAUGGUUAGGUUUAAAUGCCCACCUUCAGUGUGCCGAUCAACAAUCUCAAUCUUGAUACCUCAGGCGUCGCUGGAUUCUUCGGUGGGGAUGAAGCGAUCUCAGCGAUGGCUACUGUCCAUCUCUACCGCGGGAGGCGCUGGCUAGGCUGGUAUAAUUCGCCAGGAAGUUACAUUGUUGCCAAAAAGUUCGGGCAACUUGCUAAUUCGCGGUUUUGGGAUGGGCUUUUCCCUGGUCCGAAUUUAUCACCAGCCGAGGUAUUUGGGCUGGAUGGGCAAACCGGCCCUCGUUAUUGGGGUGUUUUGUCAGGCACGGAUAUGCAAACAGGCCACCUGGCAUACCUUGUAGUGCAGAAGACGAAAGAAGUUGAGGAAGUGGUAAAAUUGGGAGGAAGGGAGACUAUACCUCUAACAGUCACUAUCCUCGAUAUCGGAGAUGUUAUACUCAGGCAUACGGACCAGGCGCCAAUGAUGAGCGUCCAUCAUGCUCUCUUGGCCGCUAUUCCUAUCACAAUCAAUCUCGCAACGUGCGUGCUUUGCGCGGCUUCGGGAGAUUGGCCAGCCUUCACCCUCAUCUUGUUGGGGGUCAUUUCAGGCGGGAUAUCUUGCUUUGUCAUCGGCUCUGCUCAACUCGACUUUCUUUCUGGCGUGAGGGAACCCGCUCCAGGUACGCCACCCGCAGACGGGAUACUCCUGAUGCGAAACGACGUGGUCAUUGUCAGAGGCGCAGAGAAAGAUGUCAAUCCAAUAACGAAAGGCAAAUUUGUCCUGAGGAUGGAUGGCGGCCCAGAGUACAGACGAAUUGGAUUCUGCUCGCUUCUCCUCCUCGCGCAGUUCCUUCUCCAGCUUCUUUUCAUCCCUCAGGCAUCGACAUUCGGGCAGAUCAUGUUCAUCUCGUCUGUUGCAGCCUCAUGGACAUAUAAUUCAUUUCUGUCGUCGUUGGAGCAGGAGAAAAUACAAGUCAAUAUCCUAUGGAAAGCGCUUGACAAUCCGCGACUAUUGAAAUUUGGACUUAAAAGCAGAGCUGCUCAGGCAGUUUUUACAUGCCUGGUCCUCAGCAAUGGCAUCCAAAGGCCAUUUGUUGACUUCAGCCCAAAGAAAGUCCUGCAACGUUUCAUCUCGAACGACACAAGAGUAUGGAAUGUAUGGAGAGACAAAGUGGCGGAGCAAUUGGAAAAUAACAACGAAGGAAAGUCGUUCAACCUUGACUCUAAAGAUUUGCGAGGGUUCAGUGAUCAUGAAAGGGCCCUCCUGGCAUCAUUACUUCGAGACGCACACGAUACGUAUAGAGGUUAUCAGGAACAAGAACAUAAGAUUAGGAACAAUACCCACAUUUCUGAAAAACAAGUACCUCGACCGGACUCCUUUGUUGAAAGUCGUGUGUAAUACUUGUUGUAACGUACGUACAGCCGGCUCAGAAGCUAUCCAACCUGUGCUGCACGUUGCAGCCCUAGAUCGCAUUAAUGCAACACAUGGUGGACUCUAUGCGCCCAG